AUGGCUGGUUAUCACAAUUUUCUUUGCAAAAACAAAAAACAUAAAACUUUUGAAAUUAUUGAAUCUGAAAAAUUCAUUAAGAGUCUCGUGACAUGGGUAAAACAUAGUAUAAUCAUUCAAAAACGCUUGCAAGAAAUUGAAAAUGUACCUUUGGAUAAACUCAAUAAACACGACGUUUUAAAUACAUUAUUAACCAUUAAUAAAGCUCAAGAAUUAAAUAGUAAUAAUGGAAAGGCUAUAAACCCAAUGAAUGAAAGAGAGAUUUUUGGUGUUUUACUCGAAUUUUUUGUCGCUGGUGUUGAAACGGUUUUAAGUCUUAUAUGCUUCAUUGUUUAUUAUGUAUGCAAACAUCCCUCGGUAAAACAAAAACUUAUUCAAGAAUUUGAUUCCGUAUUUCCUACUACAUUACCGUCAAGUGAAAUCACUUAUGAAAAACUUAUGAAUAAUCUCCCUUAUUGUGAUGCAAUUGUUAAAGAAACGAGUCGUUUAAAAACAAAUCCUCCAAUUAAUCCUCGUGAACUUUAUGAACAAGACGAAAUUGGGGGAUAUACAAUUCCAAGGGGUUCUACGGUAGUUGCAUGUGCAGAUGCCAUUCAUUUACAUAAAGACUAUUGGGAAAAGCCUACGGAAUUUAUUCCUGAGAGAUUCCUGUCUAAUGAUUAUCCAUUAUCCAUAGUGGUGGCUUAA
Molecule: messenger RNA, 687 nt
Organism: Racocetra fulgida
Lineage: Eukaryota; Fungi; Glomeromycota; Glomeromycetes; Diversisporales; Gigasporaceae
Source: the annotation of a GenBank genome assembly